AUGAAACUCCCUCCAAAGAUCAAGAUCUUUGCUUGGAGAGCCUGUGCUAAUAGCCUCCCUGUGUAUGUGAAAAUGGCGGAAAGAGGAAUUCAAUUGUGCUGCGACUGCCCUGUAUGUGGAGAAGAUUUUGAAAGCCUAACUCAUGCAUUAAUCCAAUGUGAUUUUGCUCUGUCAGUUUGGGCUUUUUGGAAUGACUGCCCCUUACUUCUUCUUUUGAAUGCCUUGGACUUCACUGAUAUAGUUCUUCAUUUCUGUUCAAGCCCCAAUAGUGAGCACUUAGAUUAUUUUUUUGCUACUGCCUGGGCAAUUUGGCACAACCGGAACCAACUAGUGCAUAAUGAGAAGGGCCUCUCUCCGCUGCAAAUCUGGGAUUUAGCGAGAAGUAUUAUUCAGGAUAUCCAUGAAGCCAACAAUAAGCUCAGUUAUGCAAAAUAUGAAUCGAAUGUGGGCUGGUUGGCCCCUUCGCCUGGAUAUUUCAAAGUUAAUGUGGAUGGUGCGUCGCCAUUGGAUGGAAAUGGCACCUCUAGUGUGGGUGCAAUUGUUCGCAAUAGUGAUGGAAAGGUUGUUGCAGCUCUUUGCAAGGCUCUGCCAUCUAUUUAUCCAGCCGAGUGGACUGAGCUUUUUGCUUUAGAACAAGGCAUCUCUCUAGCUCAGCAAAUGGCGAUCUCGAAAGUCAUUUUUGAAUCCGAUGCUGCUUUUGCAAUUCAGGCCAUUUCUCAGGGCUCUUGUGGUGGAGAGAUUGGUCACUUAAUCCAAGGUAUCCUGGAAGCAAAGUCCUCUUUCACGGAUUGCUCCUUCAGACACGUAAACAGGGCAUUCAAUGGUGCUGCUCACGAGCUGGCCCAAUAUGCAAAAUGGAAUAACGCUAGUCAUGUAUGGAAGGAUGUUUUUCCCCUGUUUUUGAAUUCCUUGUUCCAUUCUGUAUUGAACUAA
Messenger RNA from Quercus lobata, 933 nucleotides. RefSeq lists its product as uncharacterized. The transcript has a single exon. The record is from RefSeq and is a predicted model, not a curated record. Gene Ontology annotation, molecular function: nucleic acid binding; RNA-DNA hybrid ribonuclease activity. NCBI's taxonomy places the organism in Eukaryota, Viridiplantae, Streptophyta, Magnoliopsida, Fagales, Fagaceae. The coding region runs from base 1 to 933 and encodes 310 amino acids.